Molecule: messenger RNA, 5485 nt
Organism: Triticum urartu
Lineage: Eukaryota; Viridiplantae; Streptophyta; Magnoliopsida; Poales; Poaceae
Biological process (GO): protein histidyl modification to diphthamide
Cellular component (GO): cytoplasm
Molecular function (GO): protein binding; diphthine methylesterase activity
Source: RefSeq, a predicted model, not a curated record
GACUGGUGACCAUUGACUCUUUUGCCCCUGCCUCUGAAGCUCAACUAUUUGGAGCCCUCCACCCUUGCCGCCGCCGCCGCCGCCGAGGGCUGCAUCCCGGGGGAAAUCGAGGGUCUAGCGAUGGACGUGGAGUCCUGCAACCUCAGCGGCAACGCCGACGCGGUGGAGUUCUGCCCGCACCGCCCCUUCCGCCACGUCCUGGCGGCCGCCACGUACACGCUGCAGGAGCAGGCGGGGGAGGAGCAGCAGCAGCAGCAGGACCGCGUGGGCACCGUGUCGCUCUUCUCCGUCGACGCCGGCGCGGAGGACGAGUCCCGACGGCUCCGGCUGCUCCACACCGUGGAGACCGCCGGCGUCUUCGACAUGAAGUGGAGCCCUUCGGCGCCGCUGCUCGCGCAGGCCGACGCCCACGGCCGCCUCGUGCUCCGGCGCCUCGAGCAUGAAGACGGCUCGGACGAAGGUGUUGUUCUCACAGACGUGGUUGCUGGAAACAUUUCUUCAUCAAUGUGCUUGUAUGUGGACUGGAACCAAAAUGCCGAUUCCCUUGCCGUUGCAUUAUCAGAUGGUUCACUGUCUGUGGUUCCCAUGAGAGAGGACCGCCUGGAGGUAUCAGAACAAUGGACUGCUCAUCAGUAUGAAGUUUGGACAUGUUAUUUCGAUCGUGCAAGACCACACUUGUUGUACAGUGGAUCGGAUGACUGCUCUUUCGGUUGCUGGGAUUUGCGGGAAAGCCCAUCGAAUGCUGUGUUUCGGAAUAAGAAGACUCAUACUAUGGGUGUAUGUUGCAUUGCUCAGAACCCAUUGGAGGAGAAUAUGCUACUCACUGGAAGCUAUGAUGAAUUUCUCAGAGUUUGGGACAUGAGAUCAAUGAUGAAACCUGUGGACGAGAAGUCCCUAAAUUUAGGAGGUGGUGUAUGGAGGUUGAAAUAUCAUCCUAAUAUUCCAGAUAUCGUAUUGGCUGCAUGCAUGCACAACGGUUUUGCCAUUGUUAAAGCAGGGGCUGGAGAUGCUACCAUAAUGGAAACAUAUUGCAAGCAUGAGUCCUUAGCAUAUGGUGCAGAUUGGCAGACAAGUGAAGCAGCGGAACAUAACACAGAUUCUUCAGUUAUCGCUACUUGUUCAUUUUAUGACCGCCUUCUCCGUGUGUGGCAACCAGAGAACCUAGUCAACCACCCAACCUCUUAAGGCAUAAAACAUCAUUAUUCCCAGUUGAAGUAUCAAUAUGGCAUGGACCAACCUAUUCCCUGAAUGAACCAAAUUGAUUUCAUUCAGGUAGCUCUUUGAAUUUAUGUUAAUUUAUUUCAAAUGAUGAGCUUAUAGUAGUAUGAUGUCUAAUUUAUAGCUAGGCAUUCACAGCAAUCAGUAUUUGUUGUAAGCUUCCACAAAACUUUGAAGCUAUCUGUUCAUGUUAUUUGAGCACAAACUGUUUUGAAGUUCAUCUGGUGACUGGUGCAUAGAAGUGAUGAUUCAGCAACAAUCUAGACAUCUACCUGGAAGAGCCUCUGACUAAGCUUUUCGCUGGUCAUAAACUAAUAAUUCUGUCUGAAAACUUACAGUAUGCUGUACGCAGUGCUUUCUUAUUUUUCUUUUUGAUCACAUUCUGAUAACGGCUGGAAUGGUUACCGAUUUUACUUUUCCAGUGCAUGCACUGUUGCUUAUAUUAACCUACUGCACAGUAUGGUCAACAUGCUAAUCACAAUUCUUAAAAGUGUUGGAUCAUUGUUUUUCUUGGAUGAAAUUUGAGGUGUUGGGUAGUUGCCACAGCCUCAGCGGGCCAAAACAAGGAAAAAAGUUGUUAGUUACUUUUCUGAUAAGUUAAAAAUAUAUUGCGGUCUAGUGGAUCUUACUAAGUUACUAGUGACUCAUGAAGCAAUACUCAAACCACGCUUCAGUACAGCUACUUUAUUCUUUAUCGUUUGCAUUUUCCCAGAAAGUUCUGAGUCCUGCCUUUGUGCUAAUCACACAUGGCUCAGAAGGCAGGACGCAGAUCAGAUCAACUGGUCCAGUUUACAGAACUGUUCUGCUCCUAUCGGUGAAAAUAAUGAAGACAUGAAUCAAUUUUGACAUGUACAUGACAGUGGUAAUAACUAUGGGUAACAUUUGAAGAUAACUUCAAAGGAUGCUUCAAUUUGUUUGUGACUUGUUCUGAAUUCAUUAGAGGCAAAUCAUCUACAGUAGAAUGAGAUACCUUGGUAAUAAUGGACAAGAUGUGAUCUGUGUCACUUUGAAUAAGCGGGAAUGCUGGUUGGCAAGUCAGAGAGAUAGAAUAAUGAGAAUCAUAUGGUUUGCUUGGGAUGAUAAGUGAAGAAAGCUCUAAGGUUUCCCUUCCUGCAUCCUUCUAUCUGACACCACUAAGUACUAACUGUGCACUAAUAAGAAUUAUCUGUUUCUACAUCAGGUCACCAAGAAUAGCUGUAUUCUGAAUAUGAACAAUAAAGAUAGUGAUGUGUUCAGUCUUAUGUAGCUAAGUAACCUUUGAUGUUUUCUGACCUUUUUCCUUAAAAAGGAUUCAAUAGCAACUGUUUGUUUAGGUUAGCUACCAAGGGGACUUGAAUUUUAUUAUGCUAGAAUGGCUUACACUAGCCGGUUUAGUUGUGCUCUUAGGCCUUCACCUGAUGGCUGACAUGCAGUGGGUAUGUUAAUCUACCCUUUAGCUGAGCCUUAUAGAGUUGUAUUGGAUUCAUCCCACUGAUACACGAGGCAUCUAGACCCAAGACGAGGCUAUGUGACAACCUAUUGCUUGAAUUUUCAUUGUAGAGAAUCUGAUUUACUGUCUGACAUAAAAUCUCUAGUUUGAUCCUACUCAUCUUUGCAGCCCUGUUGUAUUGAAUUGACAAUAUAGUUGACUUUCCAGACCUUAUCUGCUGAUGUCAUGGCCUCCUUUGGUUUCAUCAUUAAUGGCUAGGGGAUUUCUUUGACGUGAAGGGGUUCACCCCUACAUGGCUAAACCUAAUUUAUGGAUUAGUCUGGUAAGAAUACUGUAUCUAUGUUCCAGACUUUAACUUUCUAAGUAAACACGCGCUGUCUAUACAUCUGUUUUACUCUCCUUAAGCAUGAGAAACCUAAUUUGCAACCCUGAACAUGAUAUAUAUUUUUUGAACGGAAAAUUAUAGGGGAGGCUCGACAGUACAAAUUUAGUAAAACAAGUACCCAACUUUGUACUAAACCAGAGACAAGUAAUAUGGAUCGGAGGGAGUAGUAAUAUUUACAAGAGAGGGCUGUACAGGGGGAGGGGGAGAAGAACUGCUAAUCUGGUAAGCCUGCUCAUCCUUCAUUCUGUAAGAGAGAAGGAAAAGGUCUCUUUUAAUGAGGAAAGGCCAGGAGGCUAAACUAGGAGGAAUAUUAUUGAAAAAUUCUAGCAUUUCUUUGUUUCCAAAUGUUCCAAGCUGCUACAAGAAAGGCUUCUCUUGAGAGAGGUUUGCUGAGAGGAAGGAGCAAGGUGAAGAUUAAUUGAGGCCCAGCAGCCCCUGCUGAAGGAGCAGUUCCAGAAAAUAUGAUCAUGAGUUUCAAGGGUCCCCGAGGUACGUAACGCAGCUGGAACCGCCAUUCGUAUGGAAGUUAUGCCUUUCAAGCAUAUCUUGAGUAUUUAGUCUGUCAUUAAAGAGUAAACAGACAAAAGCUUUGAGUUUGGCUGAGCAUUUGGAUUUCCACAUCCACGAGGAGAUGCUGUAUAUUUGGUGGCAUAAUAGCCAUUCCCCAAUUAGUCAGCUCUACAGCAGCUAUAUGAAUUACCCACAUAACCAUUGGUAAGAAGUAACUAACUUGGUUAAAAACAUAAAUCUAGUAUCUACUCCCUGUCUGCCUGCCUGCCUGGAUUUGAUAGAAUCAACCAGGUACAGCAUGUUCCGUGGCCAUCGCCAGUGGUAACCAACCAAUCACUAUGGUGGGAACCACAAACCUUGGUUCUUGUCUCUGACGUCACUGAUUGGUGCAUUUCUGCGAGGGCACUCACUAUGUGCAUCCCUCAGCCAUCUACUAAAAGAACGAACAUUCGGAAAGUUCGUUGGAUUGCUCCACUUGAUUGCGGCCAACGAUUAAACCCCACUUUGGUGGAGCAGUGGAGCCCCACGAUUGGUGGUAGUGAUUUCCUCGCUGUCGUACUGGGAGCACUUGUCCACUGAUUAUACGUAGUUGAUUUUAUUUGAGGAUUUUAAUGUAUAUCCAGGGAUGGCCCAGCUGGGACUCGAGAGUGCUAAUCUUACUUGGAAGUUGGAACUGAGAUCUGGUGAUCAUGUCAACUUUAACAGCAUCGAGAUGGGAGAUGAUUUAAUUAGAUAGAGGACUUUCUAAUCUACACUCCAGGGUUGGGAAAUGCAACACUUCGGAUAAGCAUGAAGUAUUGGCUGAAUAGGAAGGCCACAUUGCUCUAGCUCCAUAUUCUUAAAGGCAUAGCUUUAGAGGUGGAGUGUGCUUCUUCAGCUUUUUGUAAAGGCUUAGGCUACCUUUAUAUUUUAUGGUAGAUUCAGCCCACAUGAUCAGUUCCUGAAUUUUAUAUUUGCUGGUAAAUAUCUCUAGCUGAAAGCACUGCUCUGCGAGGAAGGACCUAUCACCUAUUAUACGUGCUACUGGAUAAAACUGGAAGGUCUAAUGUCAAUGGAAUUAUGGGACAACUAGUGAAAAUCGAAUGACAAAUCAAAGAGAUAAUGAGGUAAAAUCUGCAUCUAGUGAAAAGAGAUAUGAAGUUUACGAGUAUAGAUGCCCUGGAAUUGGAUGUUGAUCAUAGCUUCUGCAGUGCCUUUUGUAAAUGCUCUCCUUUUUUACAAUAUAGGUUUAACAUUGUUCUGGUGAGUAAAUAACUGCUUUUGAUAACAGUGGGUCUGGGAGUGGAAUGGGAAUUUCUCUAGAGAGAAUGUAUGAUGAAAUUGACAUGUAGGGAGGCAACAACGACAUCAUUGUGAAUUCCAGCAAUUGAGCACUCGACACAGUAAAGUUUAGUUUACUCUCAUUGUCCUUUCUCCAAUAAUGCAUUGUACGCUGGCCAAUUUAAAAUGCCACCUUGCAGAUUCUUGGUCCUUGCACUAUGAUUUACCUGGCAAAGCACUUGCAGACAUCAGCAGCCUCACGAGCAUAUAAGGCAACCCUUCCCUCUCCUCUUGUCCACAGCCCCUACCGACUAUGGAAGGCGCAUGGCUCGAGCAUCUACAUGGCUCUUGAGAGCGGAAGUAGGGUCGGGAUGAAGCGCAAAGCUGAGCUCUCCUGCGCAGGAAGCGCUUCAGCUUUGCGGUGCCUCUCCUGACCUCCCAGGUGGUCGCCUGAGGUACGCAAGAAUCGGCAAGUCACAAAACGGCAAUGGUGAACUCCGGCAGGAGUCCACCCCCUUUUUAUCCUUUUCUCUCCAUUCAGUUGUAUCAGGUGGAAGUCGAAUAAUCGGAAGUCUGUGUGUGUGGUGAAUCCAUGGAUGCUUCAAGUCCAUGUUUUUCCCUCUUCCUUUAUGUGUACUCUGGAAACACUACUAUAAAUGGCUGAUGUUCAUCUAGCGAAACCA